Molecule: messenger RNA, 1578 nt
Organism: Portunus trituberculatus (swimming crab)
Lineage: Eukaryota; Metazoa; Arthropoda; Malacostraca; Decapoda; Portunidae
Product: WD repeat domain-containing protein 83-like
Exons: 9
Coding region: 179-1093 (304 amino acids)
Biological process (GO): mRNA splicing, via spliceosome
Cellular component (GO): catalytic step 2 spliceosome
Molecular function (GO): protein binding
Source: RefSeq, a predicted model, not a curated record
UAGCGGUGAGAACGAAAAGGAUGAAAACAAACACCGCCAGCUGACGAAGAAGAGCUUGAGGGAACACUGAAGCUGACCCAUUGACGAGGAACUUAGGGAGACGAGAUCCUAAGGUGAUGCAAGGAGUAUUAUGUAACAGAUGAGAAAGGAAAAAAGGCUGACCACCUUGUAGGUGAAGAUGUCAUCUGGGGAGGGUCCACCAACCCAUCUGGUGCGUGUACUGGAGUGCAAGCAAGGAGCGGUGAGGGCUGUCAGGUUCAAUGUGGAUGGGGGCUACUGUCUAACCUGUGGUUCUGAUAAAUCAGUCAAGCUAUGGAACCCUCACAAAGGAACCCUCCUACACACCUAUGCUGGCCAUGGAUACGAGGUCCUGGACGCUAGGGGUUCCUGUGACAACUCACUCAUUGGGUCGUGCGGUCUGGAUAAAUCAGUAAUGAUGUGGAACGUGAGCACUGGAGAGUCACUGCGCAAGUUUCGAGGUCAUGCAGCGAGGGUGAAUUGUGUAUGCUUCAAUGAGGAGUCGACAGUCAUACUGUCUGGUUCCAUGGAUGGCAAGGUCAAGGUAUGGGACUUGCGCAGCCGCAGGAAUGACCCCAUUCAGGACUUAGAUGAAGCCAAGGACUCUGUGAUGACAGUGAGCAUUUCAUCCCACCUGAUCUUGACGGCGUCUCUGGAUGGCUACACCAGAGUGUAUGACCUUCGCAAUGGUCAGCUCACCUCAAACUGCAUUGGUGAGAGUGUGACGUGUGCCUCCCUCAGUGGGGACAGCCAGUGCAUUCUGACCUCCAGCCUUGGCUCCUCCCUGAGACUCAUGGACCGAGAGACGGGAGAGCUCCUUGCCCAGUACUCAGGCCACAACAGCAAAGACUAUAAGGUGGAGAGUUGCUUCACACCCUCUGACACCCACGUAAUGUCAGGCUCUGAGGAUGGUUGUGUCUACUGCUGGGACCUUGUGCAGUCCACUCUCACCAAUAAACUAGAGCAUCGAGGCAGUACAGUGGUCCACUCCCUGAACCCACACCCUUCCCAACCCUUCCUGCUCACUGCUUCCCUGGGUCAAGUGUGGCUGUGGUCAGCACAUCCACAGACCUGAACACUGUACAGAUGUGCAUGUGUGCAUUCAUACAGUGUGGUGAAGCUUGGCAUUGGGGUCAGAGCGCAGGGAGCUGGGUCUCAUGAGGAACAGAACAAAAGCCAAGAAGGUCCACAUAACAGCCAGCAGUGUGGUGUUCUCCAUACCACCUGUUGUGAUGGAAGAACUUGGCCCUGGCACUGAAACAAAGAUGAAGUACCAUUACCAUCUUUUCCUCAAGAACAAGCCAUAUUACUUCAUGUCACAUUUUCACACACCUCUAUCUGGCUGUCAUGCCAGACCUGUGUGUCUGCUACCUCAUCAAGGCUUCCAUUUUUUUUAAUCUAAAAGAAAUACAGAACUUUCAUAUACCAGAAACAAGUGUCAUUAUCUCACAUUACAUGAAAAACUGUUCUGUAGAAACACAAGAUAAAACCACUUUUCCUCUCUAUAAUAUGUAUAAAAGUAACUCUUGGUGCAAAUAAAAAAAAAAAACAUCUCAUUCA